Messenger RNA from Knipowitschia caucasica, 1185 nucleotides. The record is from the annotation of a GenBank genome assembly. NCBI's taxonomy places the organism in Eukaryota, Metazoa, Chordata, Actinopteri, Gobiiformes, Gobiidae.
AUGGGCAUACAGCAGUUCAGCCUGGACCCUUACUCCAGGCCCCUCACCGUCCACAUCGUAGGGGCCUCCCACAACGAGACCAUGGGGGCCCGGCUCACGGACUACGACGAGCUCAACCACAUGUUCCCGGGGCACCAGGGCAUGGAGGUGGUGAUGGUGGGGCCAGAGGUGGUGGACGGGGCCAUCAUGAGGCCUCCACUCAGAGCAUUUGGCCCCAGGAGCAGGGUCUUCUUGUCAGCUCACAAAGACCUCUAUCAUCAGUUCUGGGAGGACGUUGUGGAGACGCAGGAGGCCGCCAGACCGGACAUCGUGAUUGGCUUUCACCCCGGAGACCUCCCAUUCCCCACUGAGAAAUGGAGCAGACCCAGGAGCGAGGUGAGGUGCUGGGACGACUGGCUCUCCAUGCAGGGGCCCCUCAGCGCUCGCCUGGACCCCAUCGUGACGGGCCCCAACAUGGAGAAGGUGUGGAGCAACGCCAGUCACCCUCGCCCCGACGACCCGGACCUGAGCCAGUCCCUGUGGCGGAUCCAGAGCGAGUUCCUGUCCCGGGUCCUGACCGUGGGGAUGGGCAUACAGCAGUUCAGCCUGGACCCUUACUCCAGGCCCCUCACCGUCCACAUCGUAGGGGCCUCCCACAACGAGACCAUGGGGGCCCGGCUCACGGACUACGACGAGCUCAACCACAUGUUCCCGGGGCACCAGGGCAUGGAGGUGGUGAUGGUGGGGCCAGAGGUGGUGGACGGGGCCAUCAUGAGGCCUCCACUCAGAGCAUUUGGCCCCAGGAGCAGGGUCUUCUUGUCAGCUCACAAAGACCUCUAUCAUCAGUUCUGGGAGGACGUUGUGGAGACGCAGGAGGCCGCCAGACCGGACAUCGUGAUUGGCUUUCACCCCGGUUUCCAUGCCAACCAGGGUCUGAUGGAUGGAUGGCUCCCCACGCUGCUGCUGCUGCGAGACUACGGCAUCCCCACACUCUUCACGGUCUUCAGUGAGCAGGAGCAGAAGGCCUCUCUGCAGAUCCUGCUGGAGCUGGAGGUGAACAUUCUGGACAGUGACAAAAACCCUUUCAGCUCCCAGAAACCAGAGCAGGCCCAGUCCUCUCCCAACGUCCAGCCGGUCUACUGCAGCUCCCACUACAUCCGCUUGCGAGGCGUGCUGUCCCAGGACCCUCACCAGAACCAGGACUAG